This is a messenger RNA of Vicia faba (fava bean), 1008 nucleotides long. NCBI's taxonomy places the organism in Eukaryota, Viridiplantae, Streptophyta, Magnoliopsida, Fabales, Fabaceae. The record is from the annotation of a GenBank genome assembly.
AUGAAGUUUCUAAGUGUUCUCAUGCUUGUAAUAUUGGGAAGUAGCAUCAAGGCCUAUAGUGAAAUUUGUCAAACUUCUUUGAAAGAAAUCAGUAAUAUCAAUAGCCAUGGACCAUAUAUUGGUAUAGCUGUGCCAAAUGCCUAUGAGUUGAAGCCUCUUCUUCAAUCACCCAGCUUUGUGCCUCAUAACAAGUUUCCUUACUUCGACUUUGCCGGAAAAAAAUUUCGCAUUGGUGAAUUGGAAAAUAAGAAAGUUAUUGUUGUUAUGAGUGGAGAGGGUAUGCUAAAUGCAGGUCUUGCCACCCAAUUGUUGCUUACUUUGUUUAAUGUAGAAGGAGUUCUUCAUUAUGGAAUUGCUGGUAAUGUAAAUUCUCAAUUCCAAGUUGGGGAUGUGACUAUUCCACAAUAUUGGGCUCACACAGGACUUUGGCAUUGGCAGAGAUUUGGUGAAGACAAUGGAGAUUUCGGCAGAGAAUUUGAUUAUCUAAAGUUUUCAAAUUACAAUAACUAUACAAAACAUUCGAAAUCAAUAGAAAAUCUUUUGAAUAAGAUUUGGUAUCAACCAGAGCAAAUUUUUCCUGUGGAUGGGACUCCCGAAGUAAAGCAGCGUGCUUUUUGGGUUCCAGUUGACAAAAAUUACUUUGAAAUCGCAAGAAAGCUCAAGAAUGUUAAGUUGAAUAGCUGUGUUAACAAAACUUGCUUGCCAAGAAAGCCAAUUAUGGUGAGAGUGAAGAAGGGGGUGAGUGCCAAUGUGUUUGUUGAUAACAAAGCUUAUAGAAAUCAUUUGAACUCCAAAUUUGAUGCUACUCCAACUGACAUGGAAAGUGCUGCUGUUGCUUUAGUUUGUUUCCAACACAAAAUACCUUUCAUUGCCAUUAGAGCAUUAUCUGAUUUAGCUGGAGGUGGUUCUGCAUUGAGUAAUGAAGCAUCUAUCUUUUUAUCACUAGCCUCUCAAAAUGCAUUUGAUGUUCUUGUCAAAUUCAUCUCUUUGAUGAUUUGGCAGCGUUAA